This is a messenger RNA of Necator americanus (New World hookworm), 1593 nucleotides long. RefSeq lists its product as uncharacterized. The transcript is spliced from 16 exons. NCBI's taxonomy places the organism in Eukaryota, Metazoa, Nematoda, Chromadorea, Rhabditida, Ancylostomatidae. The record is from RefSeq and is a predicted model, not a curated record. The coding region runs from base 1 to 1593 and encodes 530 amino acids.
AUGUCGCUUGUUGCUAUUCUUUCAAUUCUUUUGUGCCGAAGUGGUGGUUCAUCAAGAAUGUCAUGGAGGGAAGAGUUUUCAGAACUGAUACAACUCUUGGAUGAAUCGACUGCUGCAUAUCCGAAUCGGUUGUUUAGCAACACGCCUGAAAAGGACUCGACACCUGUGAGACGGAUUGCAUUUGCAUUCGAAAAUAUGGUAGACCAAUUGAAGAAGCCUUUAGUUCCAUCAACUCAAGCUCUCGCGCAAGCUCUCGUCUACAAAUUUAAUGGACCACAUCGUCGUCAAGGUUACUGGAUGAACUAUAAGAAUCUUUCCCGAGCAUUACGAAAAUAUAAUGAGGAUGAUUUAUUGAAGAGGGUAUCCGAUGUACAUAAGAAGGGAACUGCCAGUGGAGCCGGAUUUUACAUGCCGUCUAGCGAUGUCAUCCGAUAUAUUGGAAGCGCCUACCUGAAAAGGCUUUUUAGGUUGCAACAGAUCCAAGACCUCUGUAUUCGAACUGCUCAUGUCAUUAUGGGACAGCUUGAGUUGGGACAUUGGGAAAAAUUCAGCCUGUUUAUUGUUGCAUUGUGUGCAGAUAUAAAUAAUGGUAUCAGUAAUCAAGUGAGCUCUAUGGAAUCAGCCUAUGCUAGCCUUUCUAGCUUUCUCGUUUCUAUUGAUGAAAGGUUUCCAAAAUGUCUUUCCGACCUAUCCAUAUUCUCUAACCUACGAGGUCGAAUAAGUGCGCAAAAAACUGUCGAUACAGCCAGGGUAAUGCAACUACUGCAACUAACAGAUGAUCAACUAGAAGCGAUGCGUACGAAAGACCAAAUGACUCGAUUCAAAGACGAAAUUCUAUCGAGUAUGGAGACAAACGACGACAGUAUUGAUCUAGGCGUUGUUAUGGAGAGGAAUGGAGAUGAAAAGUCAGAAAGUGAUUUGCCGUCACUGGAUCUCAGAAAGGUGUCAUCCACUGAUUCUGGGUUUGAAAUCGAUUCGGAGCCAUCGACUUCCAUUGCGAACGUUGCCAAUGAAGAAGCUGGUGAAGAUGAAGUGUUUGAAGAAGAAAUAAUAGUGCAAAGAGAACAAAAGACAGGCAAAAAGUUAAGGAAACGGAAGAAAAAGAAUAAGUCGCUGCUUCAACAUACUUUGAAUGCGACUCCUGUCUCAUCUAUAUUCGAAAGCACAGAUACUCAGUAUGAUGACAGUUCAUUGAUGGAUAGCAGCAAAAUAUGCAGGAGGAAGAAAAUGAAGAGAAAAUCAAAUGAAAAUGAGGACGAUUCGCUAAUUUCACCUCUUCUUGCUUCAUCUCCCCUUACUUUCUCCUCUGAAGUAGUCAGAAGCACGAAAAAGGGAAAGAAGAAGAGGUUAUUACGGAAAGUGCUGUCCACAAAUUUGGAUCUGCCGACGCCAGAGGACAUGGAACGCUCUUCGUUGUUACCCUCCAGUCAAACAUCACUUGCUACGCCUAGUAGGAAAAUGAAGAAGAAAGCUGAGGAAAAUAAAAGCAUGGACAAGGGUGCUGUGACCAGAAAAAGAAAAUCAAUUGAUACCUUUGAUGGUUCUUCGUUCAAAGUUAUCUCAAAGAAGAAAAAGAAAAGGCAGAUUGUGUGA